Porites evermanni is the source of this 17692-nucleotide messenger RNA. Lineage: Eukaryota; Metazoa; Cnidaria; Anthozoa; Scleractinia; Poritidae. The record is from the annotation of a GenBank genome assembly.
GCGGACUUUGAUGAUGAAGAUUUUGACCUGAUUCAGCCAUCGCUGAUCCAGCAAUUAAGGAAAAUUUUAGAUGAAUACCCAGACGACGGACAGGUCUUGAAGGUAACGUUGGAUUUUUUCUUUCGCAUUAUACUCUAGCAAAUUAACAAAUGAAUAUGAUUAUAAAAACGAUCUUAGUCUUAUAGCGAAGGUGAAGUGUAAGGGCCUAUUCACAUUUCAAUGCACCUUUCCAUUGUUUUGAACAGGUUAUUAUUUCCAGUAAAUGGAAGGGCAGGUCACUGACGUGGAACAGGAGGUUAUUAUUACGAAUAAUAACUUAGGGACGGACCAUUAGAAAACUUACGGGGAGGGGGGGCGAAAUACCAAAAAAAAUUUCGCGCAAAUGCAAGGGAAAAUUGAAUGAAAAAAAUUCUUGCACGCCAAUUAAUCCUAAAAAAUAUUCAUGCUAUGGCCUAAAAAAAAGUCAUACAAGGAAAUUGAUGACGAAAAAAAAUCCCUGCGGCUCGAAAAUUCCCCUCCCCCCCCCCCCCAUAACUUUUGUAAUGGUCCGUCCCUUAUUGUUCCAUUUCAGUGGCCACAAUAAUGACCUGCUGGUUCUAAAACAAUGGAAAGGAGCAUUAAAUCGGAUAAUGCCCUCGCUCCUCGGCCUUCUUGAAAAUAAUGACCAAGGCCUCGGAGCUCUAGCCUCCCACGCAGGCGUUUUUAAGGGAGCUCGUUUUUCAUCCCUCCACAGGUAUUAUUCUAUAUAGCCAAGCCUUGAGAGACUGCCAGCUACUGCUGCUAAAGUUCAUGAAAAAUUUUUGCGCCUUGCAAAAGAAAGGUCCUCCUCCGAUACGUUAAUCCAGGCAGAUCUAUUUUGUUGACACUGUAGUCUGUCCAUGUCAUGUUCUUGUUGAAAAUUGCUACAGGCGAUGUCUAGUAUUGCUUUGUUCAAAUUUCUAAGCGUAAGCCUUUUUUCUUGGUAAUCAAGCACAUUUCAGUUUUCUUAAUGACUGUGUGUAAUUUUUCGCUUCUUUCGCCUUUUUUUUGUUUAUUCUUGCAUUAUUUUUUUCUCACCUUUUCUUUUUCGUUUUUGCACUUACACGUUCAGCCUUAAUUAUUUUUAUCCCAUUUAAUGAUCAUUUUCUAUUUUUUAAAACACCUAGCCUAGAGAUAUGAUAGUAGGUUUGCAAGUUACGACCUUUCCGCGAUUGCCCUCCCUCUUAGUGGACUUCAUGAAUUUGAAUUACAGCCAAACAUUUCCUUACGGAGAUUUUACUUUGUCUUUAUGUUAAUGAUAUCUUAAAGUUCUGUACUGUUUACGUUUCCUUAAUAAUACCCGCGCAUUGCUCUGUAGAUUAAUUAUGAUGUAUUUUGUUUUGUUUCUAAGGAACUUAUUCAAAAUGCGGAAGACGCGGGUGCCACACAAGUCAAAUUUCUGCACGACAAACACAGCUAUGGCACAGAUGAGCUCUAUAACGAUGAACUGGCAAAAUUUCAGGUACCACCUUCUCAGUUCGAUUUAAAUCUUGAACCUGACGAAAGCGCCAAUUCAUGAAUUUCGUAGAUGAACAUCACGAUUUCUGUCUACCAGCCCUGCUUUGUGGUGAUGUACCAACCAAACUCGAGCUCGUCCUUUUCUUGCUAGACUGCCCCCUUUAAUUCGUUUCCGGCGUUCCCUCGUUUCUCGACCUGUGUGCCUCAAUCUUAGUGCCAAUACGUAUAGUCAUUCUAACUCAUUUUCCAGAGUUCAUAGCCUUGCAAAUUUGGCGUCCUUCAUGCCGAUGGUCUUAUAAAAAGCUUUUGGUGAUCCGAUUAGCUAUAUCGUUCAGUGAUGCCUCUGUUAAAAAGGCCACCUUUCCUUUGCAGGCCCUUGUUCCAGUCCCGGCAGACAGAUUUAGUCUUGUUUCCAAAUAUUUAAAACUGCCCCCUUCAUACAACGGCCUCCGGUGUCUUAUCGUAAGAUGUUUGUUUUGAGAGGUUCUUCUCUGCUUGAAAAAAAAGAACCAUAUUAAAGGCGCACGAAAAAAGCGCUAAAUGUUAAGGAACUUAUAUCCUUGUUACUUGUUCAUAGGGUCCAGCACUUUAUGCCUACAACAACUCCAAAUUUUCCAAAGAAGAUUGGAGAGGCAUCCGAUUAGUCUGUGACAGCAUCAAAGUAGAGGAUCCCAUGAAAGUUGGUCGCUUUGGUUUGGGAUUCAAAUCUGUGUUUCACAUGACAGGUAAAGUAAAUACUUUCCGCGUACGCGAGAGAUUUUCUUUAUUAAUUAAGAUAUCUGGUCCAGAAAAGGUAAAAAAAAAAGUAGCGACCAAUCAUCCCCCACUUCAGCGUUGGGAAACCACUUAAGCUCGACGUCAGUGCGACGAGGUAGUAGUUUGUGCGACUUACUCAAGGCUUACAAAACUGAGUUGUCAAAUCAAUUAAGGGAAAGCUACUAUGGUUGAAGAAAGGGUAGCUGACAAUAGUCUUUACAGACCUUCUCUAAACUAUUUAAUAUGCUGUAUUGAGAUUUUAUCAGUAGGAAACUGUCUGUAAUAGAGAGGUGUCGCUCACAUUUCAGCGGUGUCCGUAACAGGGAGGUGACAGUAUGGAGAGGUUCGAAAGUGAUGCAUAUUAUUUAAGUUUAGUAAUUAACUUUUACGUACGUAGCCCUUUCUCCCCUCAGAUUUGCCAAGCUUGAUCAGUGAUUCGCGGAUUGGCUUUAUUGAUCCUCAUGGCGUUCAUUUUCCGGACAGGCGUCGCAUACGAACAGGGAAGUACUGGCGACUUGACGAAGACCGCGCGUCCAUCGAUGAGUUUUCAGACCAAUUCCUUCCUUAUAAAGGCAUAUUUAACUGCACAGAUGAAGUUUUCUCCCAGGGAUUCUAUGACGGAACCCUAUUCCGUUUUCCAUUCAGAAGGGAACGCUCAGACCUUUCAGAAACAUUGUACAACGAAGAUAAGAUGAGGACGUUGUUUGACAGUUUCAAAGCCGAUGCUUCCCUGAUCCUCCUGUUUUUGCAGAGUCUGGAAUCUGUUGAGCUCUAUACCAGAGAGGAAUCAGAUUCCAGCCCCAGUAAAAUCUUUCAAGUAAAGAUUGCAGAGAAAAGCCUGCAAACAGUUCGUGCGAAGAGAAAGGAGUUUCGGAAGAAAAUCACACCUGGGAAAGUUAUGCCCGAACCAGUCACAGUGAGCUAUCCAAUGACCAUUGAAACAACUAAUUUUGAGACGCACUUGACAGAGAAACACUCAUUCUUUGUUACAAACUACUUCUGUGGUGGGCAAGUAUCUUCAACGUUCAAAAAGUUGAUGACAGAUAAGGUUCUCAGCUAUCUCCCCACAGUUGGUGUUGCCAUGGCAUUGCCAGACGGUCCACAGUUACAGACGCCUGAUAUCCAAGGCCACGUCUUUUGUUUCUUGCCGUUACCAGUCCAGACGAAAAGCUUAACUGGUUUGCCAGUGCACGUUAAUGGUUUCUUUGCCUUGAGUCAAAAUAGGCGUUACAUCAAGUCUCCGAAUGCAGAUCAAGAAGAACGCCAGAAGACAGGACGUAAGAUGACUGAUAAAUCCUUGUUAUGGAACAAGUGUCUCCUCGAAGAGGCCCUUCCUAAGGCUUAUACCACCAUGAUUUUGGAAGCCAUAAAUGAGAAGUCUGUUUUCAUUUCCAAGACAGCAAUCUAUAAGUAAGUUACAUGUUUCAGUACAUCGAAAUACGGCGCCCUAAUGAAAUUUGUUCGCUACUGGUUGUUGUUUUUUUUUUUUUUUCAGAAAACAAAGUAAUCUUUUUAAAGAUUACUUUGUUAAUUAAAAUUACUUAAAAGAUUUUACGGAUAUUUAGUGAAAUAGGAGAAAAGGAUGUCCUUCUGACGUUUACACGAGUUUGAAAAAGUAAAAGUAUGCAGAUUAAAGAAAGAUCCAAUUCCCAGGAUAGAAAAAACAACUUCUUAUACACAAGCUUACGACUUCAUCGCGGAAUCUUUAUCAAGUGAUGGAAUGGGACGUUUUGUCGCGUUAUUUAUACUGCGAAUCACGCGACAAAACGUCCCAGUAUACGUAGAAAGUAGGGAGCUCGUAACCGCCAUCACUGUUCAAUGUUCUUGACGCCUGAAAAAAAUAUUUCGAUGGCCUAUUUAUUUUCUAUAUUUGACUUCUGUUGGCCUCAUGGAUAGUGUCUUCAUCCUUCAUUGUCUUUCCACUGCUAUCCUGACUAUAGGUUUUUUUUUGGCAAAUUUACUUUCUUUAACUCCAUUUUAAAGUGAGAAAAAAAGAUAAAUUAUGAAUGAUAAUCCAUAAAAUAUUAUAUCAAGACGUUGAAGCUUUCGCAGAUUUUGUUCAUGAAAGGAGAACCUUAGAGAUCAUCAUCUUGUGUAUCUGAGAAAAGAGGUUUUCUAAUGUGACUAGAAUGGAUACCAAGUCAGAUUGUCAUCUUCACUCAAAAUACAUGACAGGAGUCUUAUAACUUAAAGUAGUAAAUAAGAGAAGAAAGAAAACAGUAGGUAGUAUGUAGGACUUGAACCAACGUCACUUAAUGUAUAAUCCAUAUCCGUAUCCACUACACCAUCAAGGGCUAACUGCCGACACCGGUUAAUUUUAACGUACUUUACAUGGCAUUGAUCAUUACACUAUUGAAAGCUAACCGGUUUUUAAACAGUCCUUACCCCUAAUCACUGUACUUCGGUGCUAAACCCUCUAUUCAACCCUUUUCCUUGUACAGCUGUCUUUUACUCUGAUUUCCCCAAUCUUCUUCACUUCUUCACUCCUCCACUCUUCUUUUCAAGAAUGUGCCCAAUCAAUUCGCAUAAAUAUAGUAUAGCGUGGUAUAGAGUAUAGCGUUAUGUAGUAGACAUAAGGUGUCCAACCUGAUUUUUAGUUAUCCCGUCUAGUUACCACCGUUUUCUGAUACUCACUGUGCCGUGAUUAUAAAUUAAGCAAGUAUUUGGUCUACCAUAAAGCACCACCCACAGCGUAAGUGUGCUCCAUUUUUGCUGUUAUUCAGAUGAAAACUGUUCUGUAAGACUAUUGAACAAAUUUUCUUUAUUAUAGUCCAGUGCAUCUUGAAUCCAAUACAAUUUUUCAACCUGACCUUCUUGGAUUCUAAUUACACUGAUUUGCUCUUAAUGUCAAAAUGAAAUGCCAAGAAUGUUCGUAUGGAAGUUAGGUCAGUUCAGAAAAAAUAUCAACUAGGAAAAUCAAAAAGGCCGAACUUUCUGUUUUAAUAAUAUUAUAUAACAGAAACAAUCUGAGAUAGUAAAGGCGUCACGAAAACAAGGUCAAGUGAAAAUAAAACGCACUUGAUUUGGGUUAAAGGGAGCUGGUGGUGCCAUUAAAGCAGCCAAGUGUUUUACAGGCUGCAAAACAGGGCAUUGACAAAGCGGGAGUCGCAAUCAGUACUCUAUUUUUUAUCUCCUUUCAGAGCUUGGCCUGACAUAAAGUCUAUAAACAAGCAGUGGAAAGGACUUGAGGAACCUUUGUUUCAGUUACUUUUGGCAAAGAACGUUGUUCACACAGAAGCAAAAGGUGGUAAUUGGCUGGCCGUUUCAGAAGCGCUUUUUCAGCGUCGAACGGACGGCGAACAACUUCAACUGCUUCAGAAGGUUCUGCUAUCCAUCGGUGCCCCUACUGUUACUGCACCAAGUCAUGUACUCCGGGCUCUGGAUGCCUAUGCAUUAAAUCAAAACGAAAUCACGCCUUCUUUGAUACGACAUGUGUUAAGGAAGGUACCCUUAUGCUACACAAGGCUUGAUAAGACAGAAAAGCUGCUGCUCCUUCAGUUCUGUCUCAGUGAUCGUGCUUUUAAGGAUCUGGCUAGCUUGCAACUUUUGCCAUUGGCCAAUGGAACGUUUGCCAAAUUUGAUAGCAGUGCUACGACAGUUUACAUAACCUCUCCAGAACAUCCUCAAGAACUGUUUCCAGGCACACCUGAAACAUUUUUGCAGAACGACUUGGACGAAGAUAUUCUUCAAAGACUAACAAGCGCAGCUUCUGAAGGUAGGCUUCUCAUAACAUGAGCUAUUUCUCCGGAUACCAGAAUCAAUGUUUAGGCCAGGAAGGCACAAAUGAGCACUGGAGCACACCCUUUCGCAUGGAGAACAAAAGUUCGUUUUGUAUGCCGUAUUAAACCGAAAUAAUCUGGAUUCUUCAAUUCUACUAAUGUAAUCAACGCCUACAGUAAAAUUUAUUUGGAUUUAUAUCAUUUGCUAAAGGUUAAGGAUGGAAAUGAGCGAUAGUGAUGACGUUUCGAUGAUGCCAUCUCAUCAUUUUCAUUCUUAAUUCCGUGAUGUCAUUGUUUAACGAGAUACGCGCCGAAGUCUAGUUGAAUGUGAUGAGCUGAGAAAUACAAUAUAAAAUGUAAAACUUGUUGAUUAUCAGGUAAAUAGCUUACUGUUAUAAAGUCAGAGUGGCUGUUCUGUUGAGGUUUCUUUUCUCUGGGUUUCCAUCAAUGUACGUUUUUCUUCGUUUAAGCGUUUCGAAAAGUUUCCUAAAUCAACCGCAGUACAAUAAAAGAUUGAAAAGAUUGUUCAGCUCCUUUUUUAAAACUUGUCUUGAUAAUCAGUCAUACUUUGCCUUUGGUUUUUAAAACGAAAACACCAAUGAUAAGGUCUUGGACGUGCUAAUCAACGUGUUUUAUAAUUACAUUUAAAUACAACAGAACAUACUCAACUACAGCUCCUUAGAAGCCACCAUGUACCUGAACUUCUUGGGCAGUCACUUCCGCAAGACUGGAAAAAAGGCGACCCAGUGUUGUGGUAUCCAGAUAGCCCCAGUUACCAUCAUCCUUCAAGAGCGUGGAUCCAGUCACUUUGGAAUUAUCUGCAGCGGCAUUUUAUGAAUAAGUGGGAUAUUCGCCAACUCGAAGGACUACCUCUAAUCCCGUUGAGUAUGUCUCAGACACCUGUUACCCUGACGCGUCUCUCCCGCCCAAGUAGGAUUGUUGUGAAACAGUAUAAUGAAGAAAGCAUUGAUGAGAACUUGGCAAAUGUGUUAAAAAGGCUCGGAAUUAUUGUACUGCAUGAUCUACCGACGUUUAUAAGCUACCAUCCAGCUGUCAUGGGAACGUACGUGAAUGCACCAACUGUCCAAGGUGUUCUGAAAGCAAUGAUGACAAUGAAAUCUACAUUGCCACCAGGAAGUUUUUCUGAAAUCCUUCAAAGAGACCUUUCAAAAACAGAAAAGCUUACCCUAAGGUCCUUUCUUGCAAAUAUCAGCUCCUUUGACAUUGAAAAGGAAGGUUAUAGAGUCUUCUUGUGUUCCUUACCAAUUUUCGAAACACUCUACAAGAGGUUUGUUUCAAAGAAUGAUGGCUUGAAAGCAGCCCCUGCCGAGGCCCUUCCAGUCCCUCCACCGCAAGACCUUAUUGAUAUUUCCAACAACGACUCCUGGACUCUGGCACAAAUACUUAAAGUCAGGAUUUUACAGCCCAUUGAGGUCAUCUGCGAGAUAAUAUUUCCCGGAAUCCAUGAAGGAAACUACGAUGAAGAUCAAAUUGAUGAAGUGAUGUUCUAUGUUUUUGAACGUUUUACACAUAUGAUCCGUAAAAACGCUAAUUUUAAGUGGCAACUGCAAGCUCUGUCCUUUGUCCCAAAGCAGACAGACCGGGUUAGGGCAUCAGAUGUGUUUGAUCCCCGAGACACCACACUAAAAAAGAUAUUUGCUCAAGAAGAUGUCUUUCCCGCAGGUGAGAUGUACACUGAUCCAGCUACCCUCGUUAUUUUGGAGGUACUUGGAAUGAAAGAUGAGUCCAACAUCAGUGCUAAAGACCUCUUUCAUAGUGUCAAACAAGUUAACAGAAUUGCACAUCACCAAACAGCAAGACAGAAGUCUAAGGCAAUUUUAUAUCAUCUCAACAAUCACCCUAAGAAACUGAAGAAAAAAGUCGAUGGAACAGAGCUGGGACUGCUACUCAUGAAAAUGCAGUGGGUGCCACGAUUGCAGCAGAAACAAUCAAGUUUUCCUCCUUCGCUUCCAUGGUUCAAAACUGAGAAAGGAGCGGAGUGCUUUUUCAAGCCAACCGAGCUAAAGAGUCCUACCCUGGUCAAUCUCAUAGGAUCCGUUAGGCCCGUUGUGGAAUUAGAGCCACUUACGGAAGUGUUCGAAUAUUUUGGCUGGCAAAAAUUACCAGAUGUCUUUGAUGUUGCAUUGCAGUUGAGAAAUGUAAUAAGUUUCUAUUCCAAAGACGAGAAACCAUAUUACAUGGUUAUCUUAAACGAAAUCUACUCUUACCUCAGUCGUGCAAACUACCAAGCCUUAAGUCUGGUAUUUCAGCAAAUGGAAAUCGUCAACUGGGUAUGGAACGGAGAUGGCUUUUCCUCACCUUAUCAAGUCCUUUCGGGUAAACUACCUUUUGAUCUUACACCCUACGUACACCCUCUUCCCUCGGAGACGAUGAAGUUCUCCCUCCUCUUUGAACGGUUUGGAGUCAGAACACAUACUGAUCCAAAUGUCCUACUACAAGUUCUUUACGCAAUCAAAGAAAAGUAUGACGCUGAAGUGGCUCCAUUAUCCACCUAUGAAGUGUACCAUGACCUACAGUUAUCUGUUGGCAUAUUAAAUGAGUUGGCACAAGAAGAAUUACCCCCAGAUAUUCAAGAGAGGAUUGUUAUUCCUGUUUAUACCGAGAACAAAUAUGUGCUGCUUGAGCCGGUUGAGCGCUGCAUGUACAGUGAAAACAGAGAUUGGCUUGCAAACGACGGGGAAGAUGAAGACAUGGAAUACUUAUACGUGCACCCCGAUGUUCCUAGCCGCACUGCUCAACGUCUUGGUGUUCCUUCUCUUACAAAUCGAAUGUUGGAGCCUGAGGAGCUGUACAUAGGAGAAGAAUUUGGGCAGGAAGAGAAGCUUACUACUCGACUCAAUCGACUACUAGAAGACUACACUGAUGGGUUUGCAGUGCCAAAAGAACUAAUUCAGAACGCAGACGAUGCUGGUGCCACUGAGGUUAGAUUUCUUUACGAUGAGCGAACUAAUGAGGAUGCCAAAACCUGCCUCAUUGACGAAGGAAUGAAAGGUUGUCAGGGUCCCGCCUUAUGGGUCUACAACGAUGCAACGUUUAAAGAUGAGGACUUUGUUAACAUCACGAGACUAAAUGAAGCAACCAAAGCGCAUGACACUGCAAAGAUCGGCAGAUUUGGACUUGGAUUCAAUGCAGUGUACAACCUUACAGAUGUCCCCAUGUUCGUUAGUAGGAACUACUUGGCGAUCUUUGAUCCUCACACUUCCUUCCUGGGAAAAGCGAUCAGAAACAUAAGAAGACCGGGAAUGAAAAUAAAUCUCAACAAAGACGUCAAAAGACUGAAAAAAUUCAAAAAUCAGUUAAAGCCCUUCUAUGGCGUCUUUGGGUGUGAUUUACGUCUCGAGAAACAAGACAACUCAUUUGACGGAACCCUUUUUCGAUUUCCACUGCGGACGGAAGAUCAGGCUUCAGCGAGUGAAAUUAAGAAGUUAUGGUACAACCAAGAGCAGAUGCGCGAAUUGCUGCAAAUGUUUCUCCACGGUGCUGAGAAUGUACUUCUAUUCACGCAGAAUGUUCUAAGUGUGGGAAUCUAUCACUUACCGAACACGGAAAGCCAAGAUCCACAACCUACAUUGAUGUUUCAGGUCACAAAAUCGGCAUCCCAUGCUGGAAUCUUGAGAGAACUGUCGUUUACAUUUACCCUUCCUCCAACUGCAUUUAAGCUUACUCCAGAGGAAAUGAGUUUUCUUCAACAGUGCAACUUCCUUCAAGCUUCAUCAAAAAGCAAGAUGUUGGCACGCGGCAAGAAAGUCGACCCCAAAAAGCUUCCAAAGUCGUCCAUGAUAGUUGACGUCGAGUGCAGGUUAACAAAAAGCGGUUCUGAUUUCUUUCAUGACGGUUUCCAUUCGGAAAAGGCAACAUGGCUCAUUGUCUCGUCUAUGGGGAACGGCCAAGCACUGAAGUUUGCAAAUGACGAUCCUUGUCUUCUUCCUUCAGCGGGAGCAGCCGUUCAGUUACUUCCAACAGAGUCGAACACUUUCUGUCCCUCACCAGUUGCGAAAACGUUUGAUGGUUUAGAUCUCAAAGGCACUAUAUUCUGCUACCUGCCACUACCAAUUCAUAGCGGUCUACCAGUUCACAUAAAUGGAGCAUUCGCCUUAGCCUCGAAUAGGCGUCACUUGCAAAUGAAACUGGAAGACGACAAGUCUUGCUAUGGAGUGGAAUGGAACAAUGUACUGCUGCUAGACUCUGUAACAUCUGCUCUCUUAGAUCUUCUGGAAGAUAUGAAAGGCAUUGCUCCCAAAGAUGGCUCGUACAAGUUUCAUUGUCUGUGGCCAAAGACGUCCGAAGUUCAUCGAAACUGCUUUCCACUAGUUCUGUCGUUCUACACACAACUCAGCAGGGGUGGUUAUUCUCUUUUCUCCAAUGGAGAGCACUGGGCUGACAUCAAGCAAGUCAUUUUCCUUGAUCCAUAUUUCCGGAAAAAGCCCAACAUCGGGGAGGCCGCGAAUGAGGUUCUAAAAAUAUGUCACAGGGGUAGAGAAAUAGUCAUAGACUUACCUGCCGAUAUUUUGCAGUCUUUCGAAAAGUGUGGCCUGGAGAAAGCAAUCGGUGCCAAAAAAUAUAGCAAGAACAGAUUUUUUCGUGAAGUUUUUUUUCCAAACGUUCACAUUCUUCCGGUCAAUCUUAGAGAUGUCCUGACUCUACAUGCUUUAGAUGACAAAAGUGGGGAGUUCUAUGACUUGAUAAGGCUGCACCCUUGUGUCCCAUCUUCACCAACUGGUUACGUUCUAAAGACUCCUAGCCAGCUCGUUCAUCCCUCCGGAGAAGCAGCGGCACUAUUUUCCCCUGAAGAUGGUAGAUUUCCUUAUUGGACUGAAGAAUCAUAUGCUCACCAGCAAAGGCUGGCCAAACUUGUAAAGCUGGGAAUGUCAUCGGAUGAUCUUCCUUGGUCCGAGCUACCGGAAAGAGCCGAGAGCAUCCAACAGCUAAAUGCAGUUAGCAGUAAAGAGGCAUUAACCCGCGUGAAGGUAUUGAUAUCAUUUAUGGAGAAGAAGCUGAUUCGCCAAGACAACCCUACACCUCAGAUUUCUACUCGUCUGUUAAACACGAAAUUUCUUCCCAUUCUUCCGAAACCAAAAGAAUUUCCUCUCCCGUGGAAAGGAGAGGAACUUGUAGAAAACUCGCAAGUUCUGCUAGCACCUAAGGAAGCCUUCCUAGAGGAGAGAAAGUUCUUAGUUUGCUGCACAGAACCUCUAAUUGGGGUUUCAGUGCCAAAACAAUUACGAAGCCUGUUACAUCUAGAUGAAAAGGGAAUCACACUGGAUCAUGUAGUACAACAAAUGACCCAGGCAGUGUCCGUCAAAUUAGAUCUGCUUAAUACGUCCGAGUACAAGGAACUGCGCCUCGUCUGUAAUAAUCUUUAUUCAUGUUUUCAGGAUGCCCUCGACUAUUACAGUGAUGAAAUCAUAGCAUUUCUAAGAGGAAUAAAUUUUAUUCUUGUCGACAGGAGUUUUCUCUCUGCAAAUCAGGUGGCAUUUACAUUACCUGUAGAUUGCUCUCCGUAUCUGUUCAAAAUUACGCAUGAAUUGGCAUUAUCUUUUACCCCAUUACUGAAGGCAGCUGGUGUUAAGAACAAAUUCGAUGAACAGGAUUACAUUUCAAGCCUACUGAAAAUAAAGGAACGAGUUGGAGAACAGCCCUUAGAUUACCAAAACCUUCAACGUGCUACACGUCUGGCAAAGCUACUAGGUGACACUCUCGAUUCCACGAAGCCAAACCUAAAGUGUGAAAUGGUUUACCUCCCCGAUUCCAAAGAGCUAAUGCGGCCAGUAUCUGAACUUUGUGUUAGAGACUGCACCUGGUUGCCAGACGAAGAAGGAGUGAACUUUGUGAAUGACAACAUUCCUUGGCCAAUAAGCUGGAAACUAGGAGUUAAAACACGAAAGCAGGAAGCCCUGAGACCUCACGUAUCUGGAAUUCCCUUCGGGCAGCGAGAGAAACUCGCAAACCGCUUAAAACGAAUUCUAACAGGUUAUCCUUGUGAAAAGGAAAUUUUGAAAGAGCUCCUUCAAAAUGCUGAUGAUGCAGGGGCAACUGAGGUUUGGUUCAUUAAAGAUCCUCGAAACCAUCCUGGUGAAAAAGUGUUUGAAGACAUUUGGAAGCCUCUGCAAGGUCCUGCGUUAUGUGUGUAUAACAACAAACCUUUCAGAAAUGAAGACAUUGAGGGAAUACGCAACCUAGGCGAAGGCAGUAAAGGAGAUGAUCCCAACAAGACUGGCCAGUAUGGAGUUGGAUUUAAUGCUGUUUACCACUUGACUGAUGUACCCUCUUUUAUGACAAAAGGAGAGGAUAUUGGAGAGAUUUUGUGCGCAUUUGACCCAAACUGCAGAUAUGUUCCUAACGCUACACCUCAAGAACCCGGAAUGCUUUUCAAGGACGUCACGCACCUAAGAAAGCGAUUCCCUGACGUAUUUCCUUGCUACCUGGAGAACCAUUUUCAAAUUGAAAAUGGCACAAUGUUCAGAUUUCCGCUGAGGACAAAAAAGAUGUCCGUGGUUUCUCAGAUAUCAAAAAGGGUUGUCACACUUGAGAUAUUGGACACAAUGCUGGAGGACCUAAAAAAGGAACUGUUUGAAGUCCUCUUAUUCAUCAACAAUGUGAAAAAGAUCACCAUCUGUGAGGUUCACAAAGCCACUGGGGAGCUUUUUAAUUUUUACUCUGUUGAGACUACAAUGACAAAGGAGGAUGCGGUGGAAAAGCAGGCGUUUAGGGAAAUGAUCAAACAGGUUGGAACGUAUUCCCUUCCAACUGAUAUUCCAGCAGCGAAAGUGUCUUACGUGCUGAAUAUCUCGGACAGUUUUCACAACCAAGAGAAAUGGCUCAUUGUGCAACAGGUGGGAUUUCAGAAGGCGGUGAAAAAGAGUAUAGUGAAUGCCUUCAAUAGAAAGGAGCUGGGAAUGCUUCCUCGCGGUGGAGUUGCCUGUAUUUUAGAAAAGAAUUCAAAAGACCAUGACGAGCGAGGUAAGAAAGCCUACUGUUUUCUUCCACUUCCAUUUGAAACGGCUCUACCAGUGCACAUCAACGCGCAUUUUGCACUGGACCACGAAGCAAGGCGAAAUUUGUGGAGAGACGAAGGGGGUGGGUAUCGCAGUGACUGGAACAAUGCAUUACUAGGAGAUGUGGUGGCCUCAUGCUAUCUCACGCUAUUAACUGAAGUGCGAGCUUUCCUUAAACUGCCCAUCUCUAAAGACGGAAAACCUUGCACCUUAACGUGUUCCGAAGGUGAGGUUUUGCAAAGCAUCAAGGCCUACGAGAGCAUCUUUCCACUAAAACCGCUUUCGGAUCCGUACUGGGAGAUACUGGUAGAUUCUCUUUAUGCUGAAAUGGAGAGCAACGAAGUAAGAGUUUUACCAGUAGUAAGAAACAAACAAUCGAAUGCAGUGUUUCCAGGAUGCGAAAGCAGGAACGUUGUUGAACUCAGCUGGUUUCCGCCUGUUGGGCGGAGUAAACGACAAGCGGCGUUCUUUAACGAUCUUACAGAAAAUGGUGUCUUUGCCCAGCUACCACAGAGGGAAAGAAAUGAACUCCAGACAAAUGCAAGAAGAAGGUUUGAAGAGAUAUUACUAGAAAGUGGCUUCAACCUGGUAGCCUUCUCCUUGAACUUGCAUAAAACAUUUAUACGAUCUGGAAUUCCCGUGUGUACUGUUACCCCGAGUUUAGUGGUUGAUUUCUAUAAAUCGUUAACCUCUCAAGAUCCGUUGUGUAAGAUUGGGUCGAUACCCUGCUAUAUAAGUGAAACCCCUUUCCGAGAUGCCCUUGGGUUAAUUCUUGUCCUGUUGUACUGUAAAGGAAUGGCCAAUUUUGGUGAUCACUUGCCUGGUCUUCCACUGCUUUUGACACAAGACAGCUGUCUUCGACUCUUCUCAAGCGAGGAUCCCAAGUUUUUUUCCAGAUUUCAUGAUAUCUUGCCUGGCUCUCCGCACGUCUUUGUGCAUAUGAACGUUGAUCAGAAGGUGUUGAACGAUUCUGCAAACUUGAAAUCAUCCGUUGUCAGGUCUUUGGAUGUAGAAGGAUUCUCAGCACAUCUACCCCAAACACUAGAGUUUGAUCGGUACGGAAAAAGUCGUUUUGUAGAGUGGUAUUGGAAUCAAAACGGUGUUCCCAACCAAAGAUGGAUAUCCAGAGUGUGGAUUUUCCUCAGCGACUUGUUUGCAAAAGUUAUUCGUGAUGAAAGUCUACCUGAACAAACCAAGUGUUCUCAGAUAAAGUCUGCUCUUACAUGUCUUGCCAACUGGAGUAUCCUUCCAGCUACAGAGUCUAAGAUUGUAGCGAGGAAGAGCCCUUUCCCUGCAUUAGGUAUACCUCCAACGUCCACUCAGUUUCUUGUUCCCUUAUGCAAGGCAACGGCUGUCCUGGAUUACAGAAGCUCAGAUGCGGCCAGUAGUAAUCUCUUGGAAGUGCUAAAGAAACUCGGUAUACCAGAACUCAAUUAUACUGUGCUGUCAAACUUGAGCUCAGCGGUCCAGCUUGCACCUUUUUUGGUUUCUUCCCUGAAGAUUCCUUCAUCUCUACUUACUGCCAUCCAUCACAAGAUAGAGAGAGACCCUCAGUCUCCUAAGAGAAUGGAUCACAAGGACUGUAGGACAAUUUUGGAGUACUUCAGUAAAAGUGUGGCCGGCCUUCACGAGGCAGACAAAAGCAAGCUAAAAAAGCUUCCGUUCUUCCUAGCGACGCAUGGUGGCUUUGUACCACUUGACAAUGAUCGCCGUGUUUGUGUCCUUCCAGUUGGGAUACCGAGAAAGGAAAUUGAAAUCUUAGAAGGUCACCUAAAGUUAGUCUUCAUUGAAUCCUGGGCAGUUCUCUCAAAUUUGUUCAAAUUCCUGGAUCUCCAGUGCGUAUCUUCCGUAGACGUGUACUGCACUUACAUUCUGCCAACGUUUAACAUCUUCAGUCAAGAAGGGAGGCUAGUACACCUGGAGUACAUUCGAAAAUACCUUCUUUCAGAAUUUGUAGCGGAUGAUGACGUGGACAAACAAAGGCUGAGGAACUGUUUGAAAACAACUCCAUUCAUUCCCUCCAUAGAUGGAACGCUUCAAACUGCAUCCUCAUUCUACGACCCUGACGUUGAGGUUUUUCGCAUAAUGCUCCCGCCAACCAAUUUCCCUUUGAAGCCACUUAAUUCGCCAGAGUGGUUAAUGGUUUUAAGGACAAUAGGGCUGAUUCAUGAGGUCUCCCAUGAUCUCUUCAAGAAAUUUGCCAGAGAGGUUGCACACGAAGCCACUACAGCGCGAACGGGGAGGACAUUUGAGAAGUCACGAAUUCUAGUCAAACAUCUUUUUCACCGACACAAUGUAGUGGCAGAAGGUCUCUUACCUGCCAUAGCCGACAUACCUUUUGUAAGCAGCGAGCCGGUAAGAAAAGGUCUCAGAGAAGUUUGCCUCCCAUAUGGGGGAAUGAGGGAUGACCAGAUUCAGUUCUGCGCAUUCAAAGGGGCAGUUUCAUCAGAGCAUGUUGAAAUUGUUUGGACGCAGGCGCAUUUACUUCCAAGUUGGGCGGAUCCAAUGACUUGCCGCCGUGAACUCAGCUGUCCCCCCGAAAUAAGUACUAAGAAAUACUGCAAGAUUUUUACCACUCAACUUCAAAUUGUUGCAGAGCCAUUUGUAGACCUUGUUGUUCGUCAUUGUCAAGCCGUUUGUCAUUCCCAUGAAAACAAAGAUGACGGUGAUAUUUCCUCGCUUGAGCAACGAACGACUUUAAUGCUAGUGGUGGAACGCAUUUACGAGUUCUUACAAGCAAAGCUGAACCCAGAAAGUGAUUUUAGAAGCCUUCUGGUGAAUACGCCAUGCGUUUUGGUCGAGCAGGGAAAGAGAUUUAUUCUUCCAGGGCAGGUAGUGCUCGAAUUGUACGAACGUCUCGAAAUAAAGCCCUUCCUUUACAGUCUACCUCGAGAGUUUGGAAAGUAUCACCCUUUAUUUCUUGCGCUUGGCUGUUCAAAGUAUGUCUCGAUUUCCCACUACGCUAUGGUGUUGCAAAUGCUGUACCUGAAAUCUAACAACGCCAAACUACAUCCAAAUGAGGUAACAGCAUGCGUUAAAGCAGUAAAAGGUUUUUUUCAACUGCUAGAAGAAAGCGUGGAGGGGUUGGCGAGUGUUUCACAGCUUUACCUUCCAGGAAUUUCCUUCACCAGAAGUUCCUUAGAUGAGGCGGAGGGCGUUAUACCAGUUACACUGCAACAAUCUUCUUACUUGGUGUUUUGUGAUGUCCCUUUCCUUGAUCGUCUGCAGAGUUUUGACCAUCUCCUGCUCGACCUAAAAUCAAUGAAAGUGGCUUGCAGCUCUGCCAUGACGAACUACAAAGAGCUAGUGAUGAAAUUACCAACUAAAUUACGACCCAAAAUGCUAUCCAGUUUAGUUAAAGAGACAAUCUCCUCGAAGAAUGAGAUAACAACCUUAUCGGUUGAAGCUGUGGAUUCCCUCAAACACAAGCUGUCUUGCCCAGAAUUUAUUGCUGCGAUUGUGAGACUGAUACGGGACGAGAACCAGAACAGGAAGGAUAUAGUAGACGGUGUCAUUGCAAAUGUCGAAAGACGCCUUCGAAGUAUUGAUGUCUACGUUGUAGAGAACCUUCGAAGUGUCUUACUUUGUGACGACAGUCCUAUUCCGGGCAGCGAAAAGAGAGUAUCUUACGUUCUAGAAAAUAGUAUUACGUCAGAUGAAAAGAGGUACACUGUCUAUCUCGAUCUGCUAUCGGUGACGAAGAAAACCUGUGCACAUAUUGACAUACUUUCUGACGUAAUUGUACUAGUUUUGGAAGGUCUUAUUGGGAACAGAGCGCUGAAGAUCCCUCGUUUGUUGGAUUGUGACCCCUGUGCCAUGUCUGCGUUAUUAGAUGCUUUGGAUGUGCGUCCAGAUGACUCCUACGUUCCGCGGGCAGAAGUUGAUAUCUUUCCAAAACUUGGCACCUUUAUUCCACUUAUCGACCAUCACUUGUUAAACGACGCCUUUGAAGAAUUUGAGCCCGGUGAAUAUGUUGGUUUUGAGCUCGAAGAUCCAACUCUAAACUGCGAGGAGGGUGUUCCGACUUACAUCUAUGCAAGAGUUGUUAGGGAAGUGACAGAGAAAAGUUUUCCUCUCUUGACGAAGAGGUACAGAAUCGACAUUGGGGGUGGCCAAGAGUCAGAGGUUGAUGUCGCAGACCUUUACAAGUUUCAUCGGUUGUCAUCCCUAUCAACUGCGAUUGUAAUAUUUGAACAUCAAGAGCAGAGCCCUUCUGAAAGACCUAGAACCAGAAACCAGCAACAGGUAUUUGAUGAGAUGUCGAAACUUCUAGAAGAUGCGUGGAAAUUACCAGAGGAGAAACGCCGGAAAAUCAUCAAGCGGCUCUAUCUUCAGUGGCAUCCUGACAAAAACGUUGGUGAUGAAGAAUUCUGCACAGAAGUUUGGAAACAUAUCCAGAGUGAAAUCUCGCGGCUGGAACGAGGGGAGCCAAGGGGAAGCCAGCAAAGCUCAGACAAUGGCUUCAGCCGAGGUCAGCAUGGCUCUUACGGCCAAUUUUUUAAUUGCUGGGGAGAACGGGCCAGAGAACAUCACACACAGCGAGAAGGAUACAGAUCCAGACAGCAAUUCCGUAGAAACUCUGCCAGAGCAGAGAACCCGCAACCGGGAGAAGCCAAGCGAUGGCUGAGGCAGGCUGAGGCUGAUAUAGCAGCAACAGAAAAUGACAUUGUCUACCAAAGACCCUCCUAUGAAUGGGCGUGUUUCAAAUGCCACCAGGUAUGGUGA